Messenger RNA from Oppiella nova, 2593 nucleotides. NCBI's taxonomy places the organism in Eukaryota, Metazoa, Arthropoda, Arachnida, Sarcoptiformes, Oppiidae. The record is from the annotation of a GenBank genome assembly.
CAGUCUAUUACAGUGUAAUGAGUAGUGUUUGCAUGAAAUACAUAACAAACACCUAUUAAUCACAUAUUUAUGCCAUAAUUAUAACAUUUGAUUCAAAACUCAUGAUUACUUUUGGUAUUUAAAGCAAUUUGUUAUACAUUUCAGUGAUUUAGUGUUGAAUCAGACCAUAAGAGUGUUACGUUGAGUGCAAACAAUUGGUGGCAGUAAUGAAGUAAUGAAGUGAUUGUCAAUGAAUUGAUAACAUAAGUGAUUGAUCUGAUGGACCAAUUGGUGACAAUUGUGUGGAUACUCGUGACUGAAUGAGACAUUGGUUUGCAUUUGAAUGGAUUGAAGAUAUAGUGAUUUCGUGAAACAUAUGACACUUUGUAUGUGAGAUAAGGAGUGAAUGUAUGCAUUGAUAUGACACUCAUUUCCAAUGCAUUGUAUUUGACAAUCAAUUGACGAAAGCGACAAAAUCGAUAGGAAUUCCUGUACUACUGGUGCUGAACGUCAUGCCAAUAGGCUUUGAGACCAUAUACUGAAUACUCAUUGAACAGUGCGAUCGGAUCCUCGGUGAUAGUGGGGUUGAGAGGAUGUCGUUCUCAAAUCAGUCGAGUUUUAAGCCGAUGAAGACGAAGACGAAGCGGUUUAAGCCGAAGCACCAGAAGGCGAAGCUGUUCCGGGCGUCGGAGCCGUUGCUGUCGGUGUUCAUGUGGGGCGUGAACCACACGAUCCAUGAGCUGACACACGUGAACACACCGGUGGUGCUGAUGCCGGACGACUUCAAGGCGCAUACGAAAGUGAAAGUAGACAACCAUUUGUUCAAUAAGGAGAACAUGGCCUCACAUUUCAAAGUCAAGGAGUACUGUCCCCUCGUCUUUCAGAACCUCAGGGACCGCUUCCAGAUCGAUGACAUCGAUUACGUCAAUUCACUCACCAAAUACCAGCCCAUCGUUCGCAACGGCGGCGGACGCUCUGGCGCUAAGUUUUACGAGUCAUACGACCACCUCUUCGUCCUCAAGACGCUGACCAGCGAUGAGGUCGAGUCAAUGCAUCACUUGCUUAAGGAGUAUCACCCAUACAUUGUCGAGAGACACGGCAAGACAUUACUUCCACAAUACCUGGGAAUGUAUCGGUUGACAGUCGAGGGCACAGAAACCUAUAUCUGUGUCAUGAGAAACAUCUGUUCCUCUGGUCUCAACAUUCACCGCAAGUAUGAUCUCAAGGGCUCGACUGUCGAUCGCGAGGCCUCUGAAAAGGAGAGGGGAAGGGAUAACCCGGUGUUCAAAGACAAUGACUUCACCCGCGAUGGCGUUCGCAUAUUCAUGAACGAUGAGCGCAAACAGAAGUUCUUGGAGAUGCUGGAGGCGGACACUGCCUUCCUGGUCAAGAAGAAUAUCAUGGAUUACUCCCUCUGUGUGGCCAUUCAUGACGCAGAACGAGCCGAACAGGAGCUCAUGGAGUGCGGACCCAACGAUAAACACCAGUCCGCCGAAGAAGACGAGGGUGAGUCCAGUGGUGGCGACCGCACCGACUCUCAGGAACCACACGCAGCCGUACCCACCCCUCCAGAUUCGCCUGAGACUCACCACAAGGCAUCCGAUGCCAGUGAGAAUGACCUCCCACUCUGUAUCACUAUCGACACCUCCAGAGAUAUCUACGCCAUUCAGUCGAGUACUGAGAGUCCUAAACGCGAGAUAUAUUUCAUUGGUUUAGUGGAUGUGUUGACACAGUUUGGGUUACGUAAGCGUACGGCACAGGCGGCCAAAACAGUAAAACACGGGACCACCGCUGAAAUCUCAACCGUACAUCCGGAACAAUACGCCAAACGAUUCUAUGACUUCAUCGCUAAAGCAAUUGAAUAGAUUUUAGACAUUUAUUUGUCGAUUGAUUUUAGUUUUUAUUUAAUUAGUUGUCGAUAACUGACAAACAAAUCACAAACAAUUGAAUACGAAAAGACCUCAAUUUGUCAUUUCACUGCAAACCAAUGUUUGCGAUCUCUCGUCACAAAUUCAUACAUAGCCUCAGUAUUAGAGCAAAUGUUGAGUCAUAUUAUGAGUUAAAAAUCAAUGUUUUUCAUAUUUGGAUUCACUUUCUCGUGUUUAUAUAAUAAUAUGGAUAUACACUGUAUUGUAUGUAAACUGAAACUGAUUUGUAAUAAUCUAUAGAUUGUCUCUUGUGUUGAUGUGUUGGCCGUAACCCUAAUUCAGACUAAAUGUUAUUUCUUGACAAUAACGGUGGUGUUCACGAAGGGGGGAGAGUUGGCGUCCCUGAUGGUCGACUGUCCCGACUGGACGGGCUCACUGUUGUGAGAGCCGUCACAGAAGGGUCGGUGCGCCGUCUGUUUGCAGUUACAAAACCAGUACUCCUUAGUCUCCUUACAGUCCCAUCGGAUCGGUUUCAGAGUGAUCUUCAGAUGAUGGUUCUUAUGAGUGCCGUCACAGAAGGGCUGACACAUCAAAACAAAUCAUUCAUUAUAUUAUUUAUGAUCUAUUGUUUUAAGGCGUGAUAUUUGUUUUCAAAUCAAACCAUUGAUUGUUUCAAUACUUUUUGCUAUCAAAUGCUAAAUAUGUAGUCAUUUAUAAUUAUCUCAAUUUUAGGUAUUUAUCGAGUG